AUGCAUCUCGACCACAAAAUCCCAUGGAAUACCGCUUCCUCCCACUUCGUUCUCGUCAAGUUGAACCCUCACUAUACCCCCCGUCGCACCAACCUCUUCCCCCGGAAUUCAGCCUCCCAAGCCAAUGACUUGAACCACUUCGCACGCGUUCUCGUCAACACAAUCCGGGAGUUUUCCACCACCGAACGGGCAAAGUAUGCUGUAGAUAUGCAUGCGACUCUGGCCGAACAAGAAAAGCUUUUUUCAGACGAGCUACUUACGUACCCAGAGCGCAAAUUUGGCCUUGGACAGCACAGAAAAAACUCUGCACAACAUAAUCCUCUCUCAGCGGAGUACCAGCGCCUCGACUACUGGGUUAACCGGGCGGAGGUGCCUCAUCCGGCACAUUGGCGGGGUUACACGAAUAGAGAUGGGGAUCUGGCGGAUGCAGUAAAGAUGCUGAUAAUAAUCGCAGCGUUAGCAAGUGAGGAUGGGCCGCCUGAUGACGCUAGUAAACUUGAAAGAGAAGCAAUGUCUGCCCUCAUUCGCCUAUCUCAACAUCCGAAAAUCCCACUACCCCACUUAAAUUCGCUGUCGUGGGGCCACAGCUUUGGUGUUGAGCUUCUGGCCGUCUUUGCUCUCAAAGUCUAUUUCCUAAUUAAUAUCGUGGAUGCGGUCUUGGCUCGCCAGCGAUAUACGAAAGCCGGCGGAACAAAGGAUGCAACGGUGUCACUGCUUGAAUUGAACAGCUUCGGUUCCUUUGCACGGAGCGCCCUUCCUGACGACGAUUACGCAGCCCAAAAUAUUCCACAUCGGGCUUUUUGGCAUACACUCGGUGUGAACGAGGCUUGGGCAGCCCGGAACGCCCAUACCGACCGGUUUCUCCAGCACGCAUCUGCCUCUACGCUUACCCAGGACCAGGGUGUAACAGAUCCGCUAGCGCAUCGGGAAGGUGUUACAGCGGAGGUGAGAACAGGACUGAAAGAGUACUUGAAAAUGUGCUUUGGGCUUAUGUAUAGGUAUGAUUUAUUGCUAAGAGUGCGGUAUGGGGAGAAAAAUGCGGACCAGUGGUGGGAAGAGGAGGUUCUUGGAUUAUGGGGGCCGUGA
Messenger RNA from Penicillium canescens, 1086 nucleotides. RefSeq lists its product as uncharacterized. Lineage: Eukaryota; Fungi; Ascomycota; Eurotiomycetes; Eurotiales; Aspergillaceae. The record is from RefSeq and is a predicted model, not a curated record. Bases 1 to 1086 code for a protein of 361 amino acids. The transcript has a single exon.